UUAAUCACCUCUGGGUUUUUUUUAUAUUUUCUUAAACAAACCAAAAAACACAGAAAAUUUAGAAAAAAAGAAUUUUUUUUUCUUAGUUUUUGUUAUAAAAUUUUGUAAAUAAGUGAUUUUUCUCCUUCACUGAUGUGCGCUAAUGAGGCUGCAGUGAUGGGCACUGAUAGGCUGCACUGAUGGGCACUGAUGAGGAGGCACUGGUGGUACUGAUUGGCAGCACUGAUAGGUGCCACUGAUUGGCAUUGAUAGG
This is a messenger RNA of Staurois parvus, 253 nucleotides long. The record is from the annotation of a GenBank genome assembly. NCBI's taxonomy places the organism in Eukaryota, Metazoa, Chordata, Amphibia, Anura, Ranidae.